AUGAAGUACACCGCCGCCCUCCUAACAGCAUGCUCCGCGCUCGCCAGCGGCGCCAGCGUCCUUCCCGGCAAAUUCAACAAGGGAAUAGCCAUUGGUGAAAACGGCAAAGGCGGCCCCUUCGCCGGCGCGACCAACCACCAAAUCGACCUACAAAACCCAAGUGCCCUUGGUGCAACGUCGGACACUGACAGUGGUUUUGUACCAAAUUUGAAAUGGAGUUUCUCGCUUUCAAGAAUGAGAAUGUUCCACGGAGGUUGGAUUCGUGAACAGGUUCUUUCGGAUUUACCGACCAGUCAUGACAUCGCUGGCGCUCAAAUUCACAUGAGCAAGGGUGCUAUCCGACAAAUGCAUUGGCAUAGAGUUGCUGAAUGGGGCUAUGUCUAUGCUGGUCGAAUCUUACUUUCUGCUGUCGAUGAGGAUGGCAAAUUCCAACUGGACUAUUUGGAUGUUGGAGAUAUGUACUAUUUCCCCAAGGGUGUUGCUCACUCUCUUCAAGGUCUUGAUGACGAAAAUGAAGCCUUGCUUUGCUUCGAUGAUGGUGACUUCAGUCGCGUUGGAACAACAUUCCAAAUCAACGAUUGGAUCACGCACACUCCGAAGAGCGUUCUUGCGAAGAACUUUGGCGUUCCACCAAACACAUUUGACACAUCGUUCAACCCCGAACCUGCCCUUGUCAACUCGACUAUUAGCACCAAGAAUGUCACCGGACCCCAUGGCCCCGUCACUGGCAAUAGUUCUUUCGUGUUCCACAGCCGGCCCGAACACCACAUGCAGGUUCCAGGACACGGUGGAACAAUCCAGAUUGUGGACUCUCGCAACUUCCCGAUUUCCAAAACGAUCGCUGCCACUGUCGUCACCUUGAAGCCGGGUGGUCUCCGCGAACUUCACUGGCACCCCACUGCCGAAGAAUGGCUCUACUUCCACCGUGGUACUGCUCGCGCAACUGUGUACAUUGGCGCUGGAAACUCGAGGACGUUUGACUUCCAAGCAGGCGAUGCUGGCGUAUUCCCCGACAAUAGCGGACAUUACAUUGAAAACACGUCGAAGACCGAUGACCUUGUCUAUAUUGAGGUCUACAAGGCCAACCGCGUUGCUGACAUUUCUCUUGGCCAAUGGCUUGCGAUGACUCCAGCUGAUUUGGCCGCCGCGGCGAUCAACGUCCCCAUUAACGUCAUUGAGGGUAUCAAGAAGGACAAACAAUUGAUCAUUCAGACUCCCGCUAAAUAA
Molecule: messenger RNA, 1227 nt
Organism: Ophidiomyces ophidiicola
Lineage: Eukaryota; Fungi; Ascomycota; Eurotiomycetes; Onygenales; Onygenaceae
Exons: 7
Coding region: 1-1227 (408 amino acids)
Biological process (GO): oxalate metabolic process
Source: RefSeq, a predicted model, not a curated record